CCGAACCAAACAAAGCGUUUGGGUUGUAGCUAGCUUGUUUUCUUUUCGCUGCUCGGGUCGUAGUCCGAAGCGGCAGUAAAUCUCGCGAAUCUCUGUCCUCGGCGGCCGAAGACGAAGGAGACGGAGACAAGAGGAAGCAGAAGCUCUUCUCUCUAUCUCUCUGUCUCUCUGUCUCUCUCUCUCCCUAUAGCUUAGGCGGUGGGGAUGGAGUUGGGGGCUGAGCUGAGAGAGGUGGAGAGGCUGGAAGGGCACGGCGAUCGGGUGUGGAGCCUGGCCUGGAAUCCCGCGCCCGAGAAUUGCGGCCGCGCUCCCGCCAUGCUCGCCUCCUGCAGCGGCGACAAGACCGUCCGGAUCUGGCAGCCAACCUCCUCCGGCGCCUGGGAUUGCUCCGCUGUUCUGGAAGACGCUCAUAAUCGAACUGUUAGGUCCUGUGCUUGGUCCCCUAAUGGAAAGUUGUUGGCGACAGCAAGCUUUGACUCCACAAUUGCCAUAUGGGAAUAUAUUGGUAACGACUUCGAAUGUGUUGCCACGCUGGAGGGUCAUGAAAAUGAAGUGAAGAGUGUGUCUUGGAGUGCUUCUGGGUUGCUGCUUGCCACAUGUGGUCGAGAUAAGACUGUUUGGUUAUGGGAAGUGCAGCCUGGAAAUGAGUAUGAAUGUGUUUCAGUAUUGCAAGGCCACUCACAAGACGUCAAGAUGGUUCAGUGGCAUCCAAAUCUUGACAUUUUGGUUUCUGUUAGUUAUGACAACUCCAUCAAGGUCUGGGCGGAGGACGGUGACAGUGAUGAUUGGCACUGUGUGCGGACCUUAAAUGAAGCAAGCAGCGGUCAUUCAUCAACAGUUUGGGCAUUAUCUUUCAACACUACGGGAGAUAGAAUGGUGACUUGCAGCGAUGAUCUUACAUUGAAGAUAUGGAACACGGGCCUUGAAGAUUAUGAUUCAUGGCGACAUCUCUGUACUCUCUCCGGAUAUCAUGAUCGAACCAUUUUUUCAGUUCAUUGGUCAAGUGAGGGAGUGAUAGCUAGCGGAGCAGCUGAUGACGCUAUGUGUCUUUUUGUUGAGAAUCAGGACCAUUCGGUUGAUGAAGCGCCUUACAUAUUAUUGCUGAAGAAAGAAAAGGCCCAUGACAUGGAUGUGAACUCGGUGAGAUGGAGCCCAAAGGAGCCAAGUCUUUUGGCAUCAGCAAGUGAUGACGGGGUGAUCAAGCUGUGGGAACUAUCACAAGUUUCUUAAUGACUGUAAUAAGCAUGUUGUGGCUCUUCAUGGUUGGACAGUAACAUCUGUUGAACAAAUCAAUCAAUCUUAGAUGUAGAUACUGUGUUAUGGUUAAUGCAUAACGACAUUUAGCUCUGCUUAGGUGUUUCUCGUCAGGUCAAUAACAUGAAUAUAGGAGCUUCUUUUGUUACUGUAAAUGAUUUUUUAUGGUGUUUCAGACAAAUGAAUGUUACAUUGUUUUCCAUCA
Molecule: messenger RNA, 1459 nt
Organism: Ananas comosus (pineapple)
Lineage: Eukaryota; Viridiplantae; Streptophyta; Magnoliopsida; Poales; Bromeliaceae
Product: protein CIA1
Exons: 10
Coding region: 205-1230 (341 amino acids)
Biological process (GO): iron-sulfur cluster assembly
Cellular component (GO): cytosolic [4Fe-4S] assembly targeting complex
Molecular function (GO): protein binding
Source: RefSeq, a predicted model, not a curated record